GAACUUACACUGUAUCAUUCCUUAACUAAGACGCAUGUUGACAUUGCGCUUAUCUUACCCUUACCGUUUACCUGACAAAGCAACUUCCUUCUGCUCCCUACCAACCAAUGAAUCAAUGAAUAUGCUAUAUCUAAAACUACGUGAGCAUGUUGUACUGACUGUACCAGGCAACUUUCACGGACAAUACUUUAGUUGUCUAUCGUUAGAAGGUCGCUCCGGAGAUCUUCAGGAUGCUAAAAUGAAUAUUGUGCUUUUCUGCUCAGUUCGCUAUGUCAUUGGCUGUUUCAGUCAUCUCCGCUCUUCCUGGAGGUGCUGUGCCUGCCAGCCCGUCUGCCUCACCAGGAUCGCUUAAAUCAGGGGGUCUUAAGUCAAGCGAUGACAACCUUUUGGCUGGUAGCUCUUCUGAUGAAGAUGCUUCAGAUGAGGAAGCUUGGGCUCCAAUGCCAGUUCGUGGAGUGCUAAGCAAAUGGACUAAUCUUCUGCAUGGAUGGCAGGAGCGCUAUUUCGUUUUGUCAGAUGGUACCUUAGUGUAUUUUCGAAAUGCGGACGAAGUCAACCUUGGUUCUCGGGGGUCAGUUCGUAUCCGCAGUGCGUUCGUAAAGGCACACGAGUACGAUGAUUGUCGUUUCGAGGUGCGUGUUGGGGAGGUGAUAUGGUAUUUGCGAGCCGUUAAUUCAAGUCAGCGUCAAAGCUGGAUUGCCGCAAUCGAACGCCAUCGGAUCGCCGACUCAGGCUACGGAUCCGAACGUACAUUGCACCGGCCUAGUUCGCUUGUCUCUCUCAACUCUGUGCACAGUCCUAGCAUUGCCUCCUCCUCCAGCUUCAAACGUGGUCAUGGACUACGAGAAAAGCUGGCCGAAAUGGAAACUUUCAAAGAAAUACUAUGUAAACAAGUGGAUUCCCUUCAGGCCUAUUUCGACGCUUGCGGUGUUGUUCUACAGCACUCAACCGACGAUCGUUUGGAAGACUGGCUGAAGGAUGGUGGUGACCACACCAACUCGGACGAAUUGGACUCUCUGGAUGACAGGGAGUCUGUGCGCGGACUUCAUGGGCUCACUCAAAGAUCUGCUGGCGGUCUGUACUCGUAUGCAGAUGAACUGUUAUCCUCGAACUCACGCACGGCAUUGGCCGACCUGUCAUCGACAACGGAUUCUGAUUGCAUUCACCGAUUUAGAAUUGAAGAGAAUGAAUCUACAAAGUCACAUUCUCCUUCUAACAACCAAUCGGGUGUAACAUUACCUCAGUCCGUUGAUCAUCCCGCUGUCCCGAUAGGCGGCUCUUCCCUACCGUCGAGAGGGAAGGCUUACAAUGAUAACCAAACUGGGAAAACAUUCGCCUUUCCCGGCGCCUUUCUUUCUCGAUUCCUUCCUUCGUUUCGCAGUUCGGUCGCACCCCCACCGACGACACCUACAAAUUUUCUUCCAUCCGAGAAACCACCGAAGCACACAGAUUCCGUCUACGAACACGAAAUGCAGUCUUGUCAGAAUUUCUCCCGUUUCAACGACUUACGGCGUAUCCUGAAACAACACAGUGCGCGCGCUCCGGACUUUCGUGGAGAAAGUCACAUGUUUAAAGCCACAGCGGCUGGUAUCUUGACAAACCUGUCGCACACCAUCGAAUUGAUGCAGCAACGUGAGGAUCAAUGGCGUAAACGGUUCGAACGCGAGGCGGAGAAGCGUCGUCGCCUGGAAGAAACCCAACGUGCAAUGGCUCAGGAACUGAUUCACUUGCGUCAUCUUGUGGGCUCUCAUCGGUCAUCGAAUCGCUCCAACGCAGUCAGUCACUCGCUCGUUGCGCAUUCAUACGCACAGCACUAUGGCCCCAAUCGGCACACUCGCUUACAAAGCUGUGGUCAAUUGGAAUUACGUCAACUUCACUCAGCGGACUUAGCUAUCCCUGAGAUGAAAGAGAAAUCGACUACCCCCGACAGUCGGCUACUGUUCAAUUUGGUUGGGCCAGAUUUUGAGGAGGGUCCCAAUUCACCAAUUCGUGAGGAAGAAUUUUACGAUGCUAUCGAUGCGGAAUCGGACAAAAUUGAGCAGGAUGCGGUUCGACUCGCUGCACUUCGAUCGGCUGGACAGUUGCUAAAAUCUGUCAGAGCGAUGCCAUCCACCCAUCCACUUCACGCCAGCGUUGAACACGCGGUAGCGGAACGCAUCCGCAAUUAUGCCAACUCAGAUGCCUUUUUGUCACCGAAUUUGCGCGCUGCGUCACGUCCCAUCAGCCUGCAAACAACUUCCACAACUGAGAUGACAGCCACAACGGCGAGCGCAGCUGAAGACUGGCAGGUAGUCACACGGGAUGGAGAUAUGAUUAUUUACAAACGGGAGCUAGAAACUGACGACGGAGUGGUGCUGGACCCAUUGCAAGCUGUUCAUUUGGUUCACGGAGUCACCGCCCGUGAGAUGUGCUCCUACUUUUGGGAUGUACAAUUUCGGAUGGACUGGGAAUUUACCAUAGAUCGCGCUCCAACUGUUCUGGAGGUUUGUGGCGAUGACACAGUGGUGUUACAUCAGGUAUACAAACGAGUUUGGCCAACAACUCAGCGUGAUGCUCUCUUCUGGUCUCACAUUCGUCAAGUUGGUGUACGUUCAUCAACCCUUGCUUCCGACAAAGCACAUCAUCGCUCGUUCUCUACAGACACAUGUACGGUGCGCGAACCUGGUCUUUUCGAAUCACCCUCCACCGAUUCGUCCAACAACCCGGAUGGCGUGCUGGAUGGUUGGAUGGUUGUCAACAUGUCCACAGAUUACCAAGCUGACAAGGUUCCCAAAACUUCCUCGCCGAUGAUACGACUUGGUUUGGAUGUGGUGUUAUAUUGUCAGACACUGUUCGAUCCUUCUCCGCCAAGCACUCACUCAUCCGAAUCGCUCCCUCGUGAUCGACUGCGAACUCGUUUGGUUUACAUGGCCAACAUCAAUCCGGGUGGGUGGGUCCCAGCCGCUGGUCUUAGGACACUCGCUGCCCGUGAAUAUCCUCGAUUUUUGCGUCGUUUCAGUUCUUAUGUUCAGGAUCAGACGCGCGACACAGCGCCUCUUUUCUGACCGAGUGUUCGCUAGUGCCUGCUUGUGACUACCGAAGAAUCAUUGUCUCAUGUGCCUUGUAUAUGCCCCUUGACAUAUCCUGCAACCUCACAUCAGCUGUCGCUUUUGACUCCCCAUGUUUGAGCUCAGUCCCCGCCUUUCUUUUUCGUGCGGCUUUCAGAUAUCUUUCCAGCUGCUCUAUGUUUCAUUCGCUCCGUUCAGCUAAUCGCUGCAACUCAAUCUGAUUUCUCGUCAUGCCCAUUUCUGCGGACUUCAUAAAUGUUUUUAUAUGUAUUUUGCUCACGAUUUUAGACAUUAUCACUAUCAUCCCAACUAACUCAUGCGUUUGUGCUCUUCGAUGUUCGUUAUACCGCUGUCUGGUUCUCCUUUUGCCUUGUCUCUUUCGGCCUUCGUUGCUUUAGAUUUCUUGUUAUUUUGAACAUUAUUCACUGAAUAUUACUGUGAUUGGCCCUUGCGACCUGUUUUAGUCUGCUUCAUUUCUGGUGGUUUUUUGGCUUAAUGGUCGAGCGAAAUCCGUAAUUUUAUCGACAUUCGCUUCUUCACAAUUUGCCCUUGGUUCAUACGACAAAUUGGUCGGCAUAUGUUCUCCGCUUUAUUUGAGGCGCCUUUCAUCACCAUCAUCAAUACGGUUAGCUGUAGGUGAUAACUACACUUCAGCUAAUGUACCGGAAUCCAAAGAAGGGAAGUUCAAAUAAGUUCCACUGACUAUGUUGUUCAUCUCGACUACGAACUGUUGCUAACAAUGCUUUUAUGGUUUUC
Dicrocoelium dendriticum is the source of this 3803-nucleotide messenger RNA. Lineage: Eukaryota; Metazoa; Platyhelminthes; Trematoda; Plagiorchiida; Dicrocoeliidae. The record is from the annotation of a GenBank genome assembly.